Molecule: messenger RNA, 2604 nt
Organism: Venturia canescens
Lineage: Eukaryota; Metazoa; Arthropoda; Insecta; Hymenoptera; Ichneumonidae
Exons: 4
Coding region: 335-1783 (482 amino acids)
Source: RefSeq, a predicted model, not a curated record
GGAAUAUGUUAUACUCGUAGGAUGUUGCGUGUCGACAGUUGGAUUUUUAAACACAAAAAAGACGCACGGCCAUGUCAACAAGUUUGCAUUAUUGUAGUGGCUUCGUUAGUUAGUAUCAAUCAACAGUGACAUAUUUGAAAAAAAAACGACUCACUGAUCAGUGAUAGAUGAUUCCAUGAAAUAAAUUGAAUAGUCCUAGUAGUGUGUAACGUUUUUCAACACUUUUUCGAAUCCUUGUCAAAGAAAACCGUUACAACUUUUGGACCGCAAUAGCGAACAUUCGUCCUUUUAAUCAGUUUUUUGAAUAAAUCGCAUAAGCGAUAUUUUUCCUAGCAUGGGUAACUACACGAGUAAGCUGUUUUCACAUAAUGAACAUGACCGAAUAACCAAAUCUAACCAAACAAGCCCCAGUAGCAUUCGCAACAUUCGAAUGUGGACUCCUCCUGUUACUAAACGAAAAUUUGCCAGUGACCCGAGAUCCGCGACCAUGGGCAUUAUCAGGACUCCUAUUGAGGUGACUUCACAAACGCCUCCAGGUCGAAAUCAACGAGUAGCCAGUGCCUUGCCAAAAUAUUUGCAGGGAAAAUGUUACUUGGAAACAGAUUUUGACACUGUCAUGCCUGUCACAACACCAGAAAAAUCCAUAGCUGAUCCUCGUUCACCAAACGUUGAUCAACAGCGUACUCCAAUCGUGGUAAAAUCAACAGAUAAUUACGUAUCUCCUGUGGUGAAGGUUCAUGAAGCUCCUGAAAUGGAAACACCGGUAGGUGUUCGAACAAUUCUGUCAACAUUCGAUCCAAGAUCGCCAGCCAUGGACUUUGAUAGAACUCCAAUUCUCAAAACAAGAUCAACGGAGUAUGCAGAAACAAAUACCUUGACAGAUUCGAUGCUAACUUUAACCGAAAUUAAAAAUGGAAAUAAUACUUUGUCGUAUUGCGAAACAACAACGGCUAACAAUAUUCCAGAAAUACAAACGAUUUCUGAGACAGUUUUGGUAUGUGACGAAUCACUGAGUUUGGAAAAUCGUUUCGAAGUAGGCGAGGUUCUUAAAGAUUCGUUUUCAAAACGUGGCAGUUCAGAGGAAAUGUCAGAUUGUAGCGAGAAUGAAGAACAAAUAACGGUAAUACGUAAUCCCAAAAUUUUAUCAGCCUAUCCUAAUCCUCCCUCCACAUGGACAGAAAACGAAGCGUUCGAAACCGAGGAUAAUUUAAACGAUGAAGGCGAACAAUUCGACCAAUCCUCGUACAAAACGUUGGACCACAGCAUCAGCGAAAUUAUAAAGGCGGUCAUUCAAGAUACAACUGAUGAGCCAAAAGCUUCUGCUAAUAAUGACAAAAUAAAAGUUUGGAGAGAUUCCAUAUCGCCUAAUGUCAAUGAGGAGACUAAAAACGUUGUUACCAAGACAACUACCGAGGAAAUUAUUAUUGAGUUUGAUGACGAAACCGUAGCAAAAAAUUCAAAACCUGUUAAUACAGUCGUUAAGAUUACCAGUAAAAUUGAUGACGACAAAUCGAGUAAUCAAACAAAAAAGAAAUGGAAAAUUUUUAACGAAGCUAAGCACAAUGUCGAAACAAGCUUGAAUCGUACACCGUUAGGCAAUCGAUCCAAUAAUCACAAGGAACGAUCGAGGUUACCAGCAAAAUCACCUCAACAAUUAUUACGCAAUAAAGGUCUUUCAACGAUAUCGAUUCAACAAGAAAAUACUCCGCCCACUGGAAGAUUUAUCUCGAAAACGAAACCUAACGGAAUUCAGUGGGAUCCGGACUCCACGGUAAUCAUCUAAUAAAUGGUCGAAUCGAAAACUAAAAUCUGUUCUUUAAAUCCCAUCACAUUCAAUUUUAAUUAUAAUUGUUUCAAGCUAUAACUUACGAGUUAAGUGGGAUCCUCGAAAUCGUCGACGAAAUGAAAUACUAAUUAGUUCUUUCACGUCUCAAUAAGUUUAAUUUAAGUUACAUUUUCUCUGAAACAUUCUGACGUUUAGCAAUAAUCAGAAUCAUGGAUUGAUAAGAAUAUUUAGAUUUCUUCAGUCCUAAUAUCUUUGAUUGUAGAUGUACAUUGAAUAAAUUAGGAAAUAUUUUGUAAACAACAAGAAACGUAUAAACACGCGGAUGGAAAUCAAUGAUGGACCCAAAUAUUAAAUUUAUCUCAAUACGUUCAAAUUUAUUAAAAAUUUGUUACAACUAAAAUAAAUUUGCGAUUUAUGUCGAUGGGAGUGAUCGAAAUAUUCUCUGCAUAAUAGAAAAAGAGUUUAUUUCUGCGUAUUUUUUCACUUAUGAAUUAAUAAUCGACUAAUUAUACAACUCCACGUUAUUUAUUGGACUUUUUUCUGCAAAAAAGUUAACAUGCCUUACGAUAAUUUAUAUUUUAUUAAAUGAAAAUUAUACUGUACAAGUGGCCUUAUUAUAUUAAGACCUUUCAUUCGUGUUAGGCCAUUUUAAUUAUUUUUCAUAGCUUUCCGUAUAUUUGAUUUGAUCGUUUUAAUAGAUUCUUGUAAGUCGUUGCUAGGUUGAACCAAUAGGGAAGCACUGAAAAAAUACAUGAUUAUAAAAUAAUUUCAUCCGUUUUAUCUAACUUGAUAUGAUAAAUAAAAGACUGUUUUGAUUA